AUGGAGACAAAUGCUCAAGUUUCUCCCAUACUUUGUCUUCAGAACAGAACCCAUUCCCAUCACUGCUUGGAAACGGUGAGCAGUGUUCUUCCUCCGCUGAAGAAUACUUGCACCUCUUAUGGCUCCUCUCGUCAUUAUUCCUCACUCCACACUCCAGAAGCUCGUAUUGGUCAUGACCGGAACCUCACGGUAACACACAACCUAGGAAACUUUGGAGGAGUUGGUCUCUUGCUUACGAUAGUGACUGGUCUAUUUGGAAUCAACGUAGAUGGGAUAUCAGGAGCUAAAGAUUACUCACAAGCCUUUGCGCUUUUCUCAGCGAUUCUUUUCUUCUCGGGUUUGGUGUUAGUGGUCGCAGCUUUGCUCUACCUUGGACUCAAGGAGCCAGAGGCAGAUGAGAAUGUGGAAAAUAGGAAACUAGAACUUGACGAAAUGGUCAAGAAGUUUCAACGAGAAGCUGAGUCUCAUGCUCAAGUUUGCCAAAAAGUUCCUCAGAACUUGGAACGCACGGCCAAAGCAGCAGAGAAAUAUGUGAAUCUUUACUCUUUAGUCAGACCAGAUAAAUUCGGUCUAUGUUUGUAA
Microthlaspi erraticum is the source of this 582-nucleotide messenger RNA. The record is from the annotation of a GenBank genome assembly. Lineage: Eukaryota; Viridiplantae; Streptophyta; Magnoliopsida; Brassicales; Brassicaceae.